Messenger RNA from Thamnophis elegans (Western terrestrial garter snake), 480 nucleotides. Its product is annotated as tumor protein p63-regulated gene 1 protein-like. Gene Ontology annotation, cellular component: cytoplasm. The coding region runs from base 52 to 480 and encodes 142 amino acids. The transcript is spliced from 3 exons. The record is from RefSeq and is a predicted model, not a curated record. NCBI's taxonomy places the organism in Eukaryota, Metazoa, Chordata, Lepidosauria, Squamata, Natricidae.
UCGGCCAGAGGAACCCACCGCGAGGUCCAGACUUCGGACACAGGGAAAGAGAUGGAAGAGAAGGAAGGAGGCUCUUUGCUCAGGGCCAAAGUUUCCCCCCAACCCAAGGCCACUUUCGCCACACAAUCGCCGUCCAACUCCAGGACCCUCCUGUACCCCCAACGUCACGCCGAUUCAUAUGACUGCAGGAAGUACUUUGUGACAAGGCCAGGAGCCUUCGACCAAGCCAUGGAGGACCUCAAGAACCAACUGGCAGCAAACAAGGGAGAGGAGGCUCAGAGCUUCUGGCUACUCACUGAGAUUGAUCACUGGAACAUCGAAAAGGAGCGGAUCGUGGUGCUCACUGAUGCUGCCCUCCUGGUGUGCAAAUACGACUUCAUCAUGCUCAAAUGCCUGGACCUCCAGAGGAUCUCCCUGGGCUACAUCGAGAAGAUCUCCACGGGCCCCUUCGCAUUUCCAGAGAAGUCCUUGGACAGGUGA